Paramecium sonneborni is the source of this 271-nucleotide messenger RNA. Lineage: Eukaryota; Ciliophora; Oligohymenophorea; Peniculida; Parameciidae. The record is from the annotation of a GenBank genome assembly.
UAUGAUGGAGUGGUAAAAUGGAGAAAAACAUGGUUAAGGAAAAGAAGUAUGGUCUAAUUUUAUAGUUUAUUAAGGAUAAUUUAAGAAAGGUUAAAAAGAUGGUAAUGGAAAGAUUGUCUUCAAUGAUAAUUCAUAUUAUGAAGGAGAAUUUCUUAGAGAAACUUUUAACUUUAUGUGAAUUACCUUAUCUAAGAUAAAGGAACAUUCUUUUAGAGUGAUAGUAAAAAGUAUAUAGACGAUUGGAGAGAUGGACUUAGAGAUGAUUAAGCAU